GACAUAUUCAUCGAGUCCGGGCUAGCUGGUGAGGGAUCAAUUAAAGGUGUUUUCUCAGGCAAACAUUACAACAGGUUGGUAUCUUGUCAUAAAGUGGUGCACAAGGCAUUCCAACGUCUUCGCCUAGAAGCUGUUCUGGACACACUGGAUGAAGGUGUUCUGCAUGGCAUAUAUUCGCUCAUUGCAGAUAUGAGUGACUCGAUUUUUAAUGAAGAUGUUCCGGGAUAUGUCAAAAGUUUGAUAAUCUAGUCCAGCAGUACGAACGUUUUAUCGUCGAAAUGUCAGCAAAAUCAAAGACAUUCGCUUAUUGGAGCAUGUACAUAAAAAUGACGGGUAAGGUUUUGUUCCCCUAUAUUUACAAAUAUAUGUGUUGAUAAUUAUUAAUCACAAAUACAGUUUUUCUAAUACAUGUAUCAUUUAUAGGAAAUAGAUAUAACUGCCAGAAAAAUUACCAGAGGUAUUCAGCAAAGGCCCUUAGUUCGAAACGUUGAGGCUCUCCAGUAUUACAAUGUUUCCUUUUCAAUUAUAGGAAUUCUCCCCCGAGUUAUCCUCGAACUUUGCAUGCAAUUCAGCAUCAGAACGACCAAAACAAGGAAUCGUUAAUCGUGUUCCUAUGUGAUGAUUGGAGUAGUUACAUUUCCUCAUCUCUAAGCCAUCUAGAUUGUAUAUACGUAACCAGAAAAAAGAAAUGCCGGUUGAUCACAUCUGGUACCACCCAAACCGAACAUGUUUCAACACGAGAAGUCCCUCAGCUGGCGUGUGACCACAAAGAAGCAGAUACGUGAUUACUCCUUCACUACAAGGCUGCAGUACUUUCUCAUCAACAUAUCAUCAUCAAAUCACCAGACACAGAUGUGUUUGUACUUUGUAUUGCUAUGCAGAAGACCAUUGGCAAGGAACUUCUUAUGAUGACAGGAACUGGCAACAAAUUUCAUCUAAUCGGUAUUUCGUCAAUAUUGAAUGUACUUGGUGAAGAGUUACGCACAUGUUUGCCAGGAUUCCAUGCUUUUUCUGGUAUAAUUAAUACAUAGGCAAUGUUUGCCAAAAUAUAAAUCAGUUAUUUUUAGACAACUAAAUCGGUUUCAUUUCUUAUCAGUUUCUUUCUUUCUGUUUUUUAUAAAGUAAAACCUUGGAAGGCACUGCAAAUGAAUCCGAUAUUCGUGGAAAUUUUUUCUCAGAAGAUCAGCUGAAGUAUCCGAUGAGCUUGUCAUGUCACUGGGUACAUUUGUCUGUCUUCUUUAUGGCGAUCAGACAUCAACAUGUGUUGAUGAGUGCAGAUACCAGCUUUUUAAGUCAGGCAAGUAUUCCAAUGAUGCUCUUCCUCCAGACAGUGACAGCCUUCGGCAAUACAUUAAAAUAGAAAAUUUUCAAGCACUUGUGUGGAAUCAGUGCCUACUAGCCCGAUUACAACUUUCCCCUGCAGCUGGAAAUGGAUGGAAAUUGAAGGAUGGUCAAUUAGAAAUUGUGUGGACGACUCGCUCCUCUGCUCCAGAGUCCCUUCUCGAAUAUUUCAAUUGGUAAAUGCCAAUCGGGUUGUAAGACAAAACACUGCGGCGGCUUAAAAUCUGGCCUGCAAUGUACCAAUCUAUGUAGGUGCAAAGACUGUCAUAAUGGUCAAGAUGAAGAACAUAAUUUGGAGGAGACCGAAGGACAAUUUCCUUAUCUUAAUUCUACUAAAUGUGAUCAGAAACCGACGGUGAUAUAUCUGAUGAUGAAUGCUAGUUUUUGGCGGAGAGUGUGAUUUUUAUUAAGUCUCUUUAAAGGGUCGUGGACUGUAACUGGAAACAUUUGUGUUUAUCACGAAAUUUAUCGGAUUAUUGGUUGAUGAUGGAGUCAUGUCAUGUAAGUUUUUGUAGUACUGUCAGCGCUCCAAAGUAGAUUUUUGUCAUCUAACCGUGCUGUUAUGUUGUAAAGCUGUAAACUAUUUUGUCACACUUAUACGUACAUGAAAUGCGCUAGAGCGUAAAUAUUGAUAUAUAAUGUGUAAAACCCCUAAAAUAUCUAGCGCAUUUCGUCUAUAAUUAUAUUUAUACCAAACCAAACAGAGGAUAUCAUUAAAUGUGAUAUUAGGCAAUGAAAUAGUUUACAGAUGUGCUAAAUAACACCACAAUUAGAAAACACAUAUCUAAUUAUUGCUUAACUCUUAAAGAGAAUAUCCUAGUGGAACCUGUGACCACAUAUCAUCAGGGGCCAAUUGUUCAAAAGCCGGUUACCUUAACCCAGGGUUAGCAUGAAAUUCAAAGCAAUCUUUUAACUGCUUUUUCAUAAAUUUUGGAAAUAUUUUUACAGGAAUCUUUUUUAGAUCAAUUUAGGUUUUAUUUUCUGAAGGUUUGAAAUAAACAGACACACAGAAAUAAAAAAACCAAAACAGUGGGUUAAAUUUUAAUCCGCGGUUAGUGGUAACCCAGCUUUGAACAGCUGGCCCCAGAGUAAUAAACCGCAUUAAAAAUCCGAGUAGAAAGGACUCAAACUGGUACAUUUAAAUUUUAUAACAUGAAGUUUCCUCAAAGCAAAAUGGCAGCUUUCGAUUUUCAGGGAGUGAAAAUUUGUGAUGUUUCAUCACAAAAUACAAGAAAACUGCAGGUUUGUGCAAGUGACAACAACUGAAUUCAAACUCAGCAUAUAAAAAUCUAUAGAAAUAUGUCAAAAGAAUUUAGUGCCCGAAUGUGGACAACAAAAAUCGUUUUCUUGGCAACUUUUUUGGUCAGAGAAUAUGGACUAUAUAUGUCUGUACAUUACAUUGUAGGUUUCAGACUGCAAUUUAUGUAGAUAGUCUGUAGCUAAUAUUAAUUAUGCCAAACAUUGUAGUAACUAGUGUAAGCAUAAUAUGGAAAUUAAUACUAAGUAUCUACAUUUACUGACAUGCCAUAACAUGACCAUUCGAAAACAAACAAAUUUUGAAUUGCAUAUAUAGUGUGAUAAAAUACGAUAGCGUUAAAGGAUCUUAUAGGACUUUUAGCUGGUUCUAAUGAUGGGCUCUACUUUAUUAAUUUACGUUCACUCACAACUGUUCGUUAAGUUCACAUUGAGCAUCUAUUACAUCUAGUUGCAUGUUUUUGUACACGAAAUAGACCGGAAUUUGAUUAGUAUUUAUCUCACCUCUAGAAAACCUCAGGAAGAAACGCAUGCAUGUUUUGCGUGACAGACAUAGCGCAUCUAGGCUUGGCUACUGCAUUUCCCCAACGUCACGAAACUCACACCUGCACGCAAUCUUGUCUGCAUCUGUACUAUCUAACCGUAUAAAAGCAGUGCGUGCAGUCUGAAUUACUAUGCAUUUCGAAUUCAACAAGAAUGGCUUCCACCAUGAAGGGAGCGAAGAGGGGCAAAUUUUGCAUUUGCAAAGGUCUGGAUUGCGCAUUUGCACGGAUAUAAAUCACGUUGAAGGGAUAUCAAUACAUAAGUUUUCUGCAAAUGAAGAACAGCGGAAAAUAUGAUUAAAAUUUGUACGAAAACAUCAGCCGAAUUUUACUCCUACGAAUUUGUCAGUAAUAUGCUCAGUGCACUUUGAGAAAUCUCCCUAGGGACCGCGCGUAGCAAGAAGGGGGAGCACUUGAGAAAGAUGGAAGCGAGCGACUUGUGCCACUUGCCUGAUUUUGAAUCUUACUGAAAAAUUUGGCGCGAAAAUCAAUUAUGACAUAGUGCGCAUUCACCAUGUCGAUUUUACUAGUUCAUUAUUGUUUUGGCGUUGUUAGUACAGAAUAAUAAUGAGCAUUCACUGACGUUACCGGAGCAAAAAUGCACUGGUGAAUUUGGCGUGCUUGUGGGUGACAAAAGUCUGUCACUUCCAGGAACCACGAACCGUGGACGUUGGAAAUUUUGAGCCAUGUAAUUGAUUUAUUGUAUUUCUCAUUCUAGACAAUUGAAUCUUUGCGAGAAGAGUUGUCCUCGGGAGGCAAGAGUAGCAGUGGCGAAGCAGAAAACGAGACAGGUGAAGAUAUUGGUAUCUUGGACGAAGCUUGGGAUUACGAAGAUUGGUUAAUGGGAGAUAACUCGGAGGACAUUUGGGUCAGACACUGA
This is a messenger RNA of Paramuricea clavata, 4017 nucleotides long. Lineage: Eukaryota; Metazoa; Cnidaria; Anthozoa; Malacalcyonacea; Plexauridae. The record is from the annotation of a GenBank genome assembly.